CGGCAGUCGGUGCGGUACGUCCGGUACGGCGUGCUGCUGCGAGCGCCAGUCCAGCCCGUCCUGCUCGCCCUGCACGCGUGGAGACGAGAGCGAGAUCGUUGACGGCGUCCUCGAGUCCCAGCACGUCCCCGUCACACGGCCCCACACCCCCAUCCGCCCCCCCGUCCAGCAGGCCAUGUCUCCAGGAAGCGGUUCGGAGCUGCGGCUCCGCGACAAGGACACUGCCAAGGCGGCCACCAACAACAAUGACGUCAAGCCGGCGCCCUUCAAGUCUCCGCUGGACAACAAGUGCCACCGGGAGCGGAGCGCGUUCAUCACGUGGAACAACACCAAGUCCGUGUCCCUGAAGGGCUUCAUGAACCUGCUGUUCUGCCUGACCACCCUCGCCGCCGCCGGUCUGCUGCUGGAGAACAUGAACAAGUACGGCUUCCGCGUGGCCCUCGCGAACUGGAUCCACGCCGUCGACGCGCGGCAGAACGUCGCCGGCUUCUACCCGGCACUGCUGCUGCUGCUCUACAUGCCGGUGCAGAUAUUUGUCGCGCUGGGCAUCGAAAAGGCCAUCGCUCUGGAGCUGGUGCCCGAGCGGGACGGCAUGAAGGCCCACGUCGUGAACAUGCUGUGGCACUUCGCCUACCCCAUCGCAGGCAUCUGGCUGGCCGGGGACGCCAUCAGCAUCGUGGGCGGCUACUGCGUGUGCCAGUUCAACGCCAUGGUGUUCCUCAAGAUGUGGUCCUUCGUGCACGCGUGCUGGUGGGCCCGAGACAAGCGGCGGCAUGAAGCCCAGCAAGCCCAGAACGGUGUCGGCGACGGCACCACGACGAUGACGGCCUCCAUCGGCAGCCCGGUGGCGCCGGACGUCAAGGAGACCGUGUACCCGGACAACCUGACCGUCGGCAACCUGGCCUACUUCACGGUGGCGCCCACGCUGUGCUACGAGAUGGACUACCCGCGCAAGCCCAGCAUCAACUGGAGGAGGGUGGCGGUGCGCGCGGCGAUGCUGCUGGUGGUGGGCACGCUGCACGCCGCCAUGAUCCAGCAGUGGCUCAUCCCGUCCUUCACCGCCGUGGCCGGCCCCAUCGCGCGGAAUGAGUGGUCCGUGGUUGCCGAGCGCCUGCUGAAGAUCGCCGUGCCCACCAACCUGGUGUGGCUCGUCUUUUUCUACCAGCUCUUCCACGUCAACAUGAUCCUGGUGAGCGAGCUGACGCGCUUCGCGGACCGCCGCUCGUACGACAACUGGUGGGACUCGGAGGACAUGAACGUGUACUGGCGGCGCUGGAACCUGCCCGUCCACUACUGGUGUGUCAGACACCUGUACCUGCCGAUGCGCCGCGCCGGCUACACCAAGACCGUCGCCAAGUGGGCCACGUUCGUGUUCAGCGGCGUGUUCCACGAGUACCUGGUGUCGCCGCCCAUCCGCAUGUUCCGCGUCUACGCCUUCCUCGCCAUGGUCGCCCAGAUGCCCAUCGGCGACUUCAGCGAGUGGGUGUGCCGAAAGUUCGGCGUCCGGUGGGGCAACGCCGUGGUCUGGUUCACCAUCGUCAUCGGCCAGCCCCUGUCCAUCAUCAUGUACGUGCGCGACUACCAGCUGGCCUACAACGGCCCCGGCGGCCUCACCGCGCUCGAGCUCUCCGUCGUGGGCGUGCCGUCGUAGACCGUCGUAGACCCUGUUGACGGUGCACUUGUUUGUUGUUGUUUUUCGUUGCACUGAAGAAGAAAAUCAUCCAAGGCAACCCGCGGGUUUCGGGGGGCUACUCUAAUGAUGUUAUGCGUAGCGUGGUUUCUAUCCCAGCAAAGUCAGGACCUUAAUCGACUAAUGUUACCAGUAUUAUGUGUGAGUGUCAGACGUGUUAUUUUUGUACUCUUUUCUACCAACUCUACUUCCCUUCGUACCAAAGUCAAAUAUAAGUCAUGUUACAUUUUUUUUAAA
Thrips palmi is the source of this 1927-nucleotide messenger RNA. RefSeq names its product diacylglycerol O-acyltransferase 1-like. NCBI's taxonomy places the organism in Eukaryota, Metazoa, Arthropoda, Insecta, Thysanoptera, Thripidae. The coding region runs from base 176 to 1651 and encodes 491 amino acids. The record is from RefSeq and is a predicted model, not a curated record. The transcript has 13 exons. Gene Ontology annotation, cellular component: endoplasmic reticulum membrane. Gene Ontology annotation, biological process: triglyceride biosynthetic process. Gene Ontology annotation, molecular function: diacylglycerol O-acyltransferase activity.